Molecule: messenger RNA, 535 nt
Organism: Rhinopithecus roxellana (golden snub-nosed monkey)
Lineage: Eukaryota; Metazoa; Chordata; Mammalia; Primates; Cercopithecidae
Product: 40S ribosomal protein S19
Exons: 1
Coding region: 34-471 (145 amino acids)
Biological process (GO): translation; ribosomal small subunit assembly
Cellular component (GO): cytosolic small ribosomal subunit; ribosome
Molecular function (GO): RNA binding; structural constituent of ribosome
Source: RefSeq, a predicted model, not a curated record
CUUUCCCCUGGCUGGCAGCGCGGAGGCCGCACGAUGCCUGGAGUUACUGUAAAAGACGUGAACCAGCAGGAGUUCGUCAGAGCUCUGGCAGCCUUCCUCAAAAAGUCCGGGAAGCUGAAAGUCCCCGAAUGGGUGGACACCGUCAAGCUAGCCAAGCACAAAGAGCUUGCUCCCUACGAUGAGAACUGGUUCUACACACGAGCUGCUUCCACAGCGCGGCACCUGUACCUCCGGGGUGGCGCUGGGGUUGGCUCCAUGACCAAGAUCUAUGGGGGACGUCAGAGAAACGGCGUCAUGCCCAGCCACUUCAGCCGAGGCUCCAAGAGUGUGGCUCGCCGGGUCCUCCAAGCCCUGGAGGGGCUGAAAAUGGUGGAAAAGGACCAAGAUGGGGGCCGCAAACUGACACCUCAGGGACAGAGAGAUCUGGACAGAAUCGCCGGACAGGUGGCAGCUGCCAACAAGAAGCAUUAGAACAAACCAUGCUGGGUUAAUAAAUUGCCUCAUUCGUAAAAAAAAAAAAAAAAAAAAAAAAAAA